AGAGAUUGUUUUUGUUUUUUUCUUUUUGCAAAGCCCAAUGCGGCGGCCGCUCUGCGAUCUCCUCUCUUUCUCCGUCGCCGAUCGCAGCUGGAGGUGGCCUGCUCGUCCCAGCGAGCAUGGCGAUGGUAUCGGCCCGGGAGGAUGUGGAAGAGAAGACUCGACCUCAGAUCACCAACAGCAAAGUGUUGGUAAUUGGGGCAACCGGGAGGCUAGGACAGCAUCUGGUGAAGGCGAGCCUCGCCGCGGGUCACCCCACCUUCGUCCUCGUGCGAGAGAUCGCCUCUCCCCGCGCCGAACGAUCUCUCCUCCUCCGAUCCUUCGCCAACAGCGGCGUCACUGCUCUCAAGGGUUCUUUACAAGACUACACAAGUCUUAUUGAAGCUGUCAAGCAAGUCAAUGUGAUUAUAUGUGCAGUGCCAUCAAGUGAAGUUCUUCAACAAAGGCUUCUAAUUCAGGUUAUAAAAGAAGCAAGAUGCAUCAAGAGGUUUAUCCCUUGUGAAUUUGGUGCUGACCCUGACAAGGUUCAUAUUCUCGGGAUGGAUUAUGAUUUUUACGAGAAGAAAGCUGAAAUUCGACGUUGCAUAGAGAAAGAAAAUCUUCCUCACACCUAUAUUUGUUGUAACUUCUUCCAGAGGUAUUUGCUUCCAUCGCUUGUACAGCCAGGUCUAAAGGCUCCUCCAAGAGACAAAGUACACAUUUUUGGAGAAGGAAACAUUAAAGCUGUUUUUGUUGAUGAGAAAGAUGUUGCUACAUUCACAAUUUGUGCGAUAGAUGACACAAGGACUUUAAAUAAGGUAGUAUAUCUACGACCGCAAGGCAAUGUCUAUUCACUGAACGAGCUGGUCGAGAUUUGGGAGGUUAAAAUUGGAAAGAAGCUCGAAAAAAUUUAUAUAACUGAGGAGCAACUUCUUAGAAGUAUUCAUGAGAUCCCGUACCCGAGCAACAUGGAAAUGAUCUUCAUAUAUUCCGCUUUUGUCAAAGGCGAUCAUACUUACUUCGGCAUCAACUCAUCUGGCUUGGAUGGGAGCAAGCUAUAUCCACACGUGAGAUGCAAAACCGUCGACGAAUAUCUGAGUACCCUCUUGGAUAAAACAGAUUAAGUAAUUCAUUUGCGAUUCUCUAUAGUUUGAAAUCAUCAUUCUUUCUGAUUGCUGGUAGACCUAUUGACUAUGUAUGUAUCAAUUUUCAAUAUCUUGUUUAAGAGCAAUCUUUCGAUCUUUUAAUCAA
Zingiber officinale is the source of this 1227-nucleotide messenger RNA. RefSeq names its product probable pinoresinol-lariciresinol reductase 3. Bases 117 to 1100 code for a protein of 327 amino acids. The transcript has 5 exons. The record is from RefSeq and is a predicted model, not a curated record. Gene Ontology annotation, molecular function: oxidoreductase activity. NCBI's taxonomy places the organism in Eukaryota, Viridiplantae, Streptophyta, Magnoliopsida, Zingiberales, Zingiberaceae.